AUGAUUCGAAGAGGAGUUGGGCAAGUUGCCAAAAUGUCGCAUUUGGCAGCGAGAUUUGUUGGUGGUUCUGAUGUUCAUGUUGUAGAUCCGAAUGUUGACUUACGGUAAGUCAUUUUGAUUUUGCUCAAAAUUAGAAAUAAAUUUACAAAACUAAAAUUGGCGCAUUUGAUGAUGAUCUGAAUGUGGAUUACUUGCAUGAGUCGAUUUCACCAAAGUUCUCGAAUUAUCGAUUUUUCCCUUUUUGAACAUUGGAUGAGUUAGGUAGAAAUACCAGGAAACAAUGUUCACUCGAAAAUCGAUGAAAAACGGGCGAAUUAUCAUUACGUAAGGAUACAAAGGGGAACGAAGCAAGUCUGUGCCCUAAAAAAUCUCAUGAGUUAUCAGCCUAACUGUUUCUAUAAGUAAACUCACUCUCAUCGCCAGAGAUACAAAAAGAGUGACUAACAUGAGCAACAUAGUUAUAGUGACUGUUCUCUCGGCUCGAACAAUUCUUGAACUUUUAGUCAUCAUAGUUGUAACAUCAUUCCGAGUUCGGAAUUUCAGCUUGAUUAUCAUGUAGACAUUUAAGAAGAUUAUAAGGAAUAUUAAAAUUGUUGAUAGGAUUAGGUGAAUCAUAUUGGGAAUGUCCUAAAAAUUGGGAUUUUUUAAAAUUAAAUUGUUGCGUUGAUUUUGAUUAUUCGAAAAAUUUAAGUUGAAAAUAUCAAUUUUCUAAAAUUCUAAGCUUACAUUAUCAUGAAGAAGAGUUGAACUAAUUUUGACUGCUCCAAAUUGAAAUGGUUCGUCGAGUUGAACACAAUAACCGGUGCUUAAAGCAAAAGGAACACAAACUAGAAUACCAAGGAAGAUCAGAAUCGGAGUUAGGAUUGACAUUGCUGUUUUACAGGCCUAGAAAAAAUGGGAUAUUUGUCAGCUCAUGGGACCUUCGAUUUAUCAAAAUUUUCUUAGAAUUUCUGACAGAUCUUGUUUUAAUGAAUUUGUUUGAUCACAUGGCGUGAAUAAUUUUUGACCAGAGCUAAAUUUAGAAAUUAAAGAACAUUUUGCAAAAUUAUUAUGAAAACGUGGACUUUGACGUCAAAAGCAUUUUUUUUUGAAGAAAAUGCAUUUUUCAAUUUUGCAUCUUCUUAAAACUCACGUUGUUAUGAUUUGUUGGUGAGUGCAAAACCAAAACUCGAAUCGCGCAAAACAGAAAUGUAUAGAAUUGAGAAAUGUAAUAAACAGAAAAAUGGAUCCCAAAUAAGUAUUGCAAAAAGUUAUCCGAAGUUGAUAAACUUGCACAAUAAGAUGUCAUAAUUGAAGUUGAAGGAACUCGAAUUGUUGUAAAAUCCCAGAUUAUAUACAAACAGUUCCAGAUUUGUGAUAAAAUGAAAGAUCGAAAUACUUGUGGUUGAAGAAUUGUUUGUUUUUUGGAAUCAAAGGUGUAUGUAUACAUUUUUAGAGUUAGGAUAAAUGAAGGAAUAAAACAUAGAAAUGUGAAGAUAUUAAUUAGACUAAUGUAGUCAAAGUUGUAUGUAAAGUUUUGAUAAAUAAGAAGAUCAUUGAUGAUUAUGUGAUUGUAAGCACUUCGAUUCUCCAUUUUUCUAGGACUACUAAAAAAUACGAAGCUUGCUGUAUUUUAUAUAGAAUAAGUCAGAUGUCUGAGAAAUAGGCGUAAUUAAUACUGAAAAUUAAUAAGAGCAGUGAUCUGGAAAUUGUAUUUCUUUUUCUAACAAGUAUACUAGAUUUGGCAGACAAAGCACUUUAUAGUACACGGAAAAAUAACAGAUUUUCAAUUAUCUUCGAAAAAUUUUAAUUUCCGUUAAAAAAAAACUUGAAAUAGGAUAACAAUUCAGUUGAUCGUUGAACGGCAUGAUUUCACUGAAGUUAUAGAACUUUUCUGGGAAGGUUUUUUGAACAUUGGAUGAGUUAGGUAGAAAUACCAAGAAAUAAUGUUUGCUUGAGAAUCGAUGAAAAACGGGCGAAUAAUCAUUACGUAAGGAUACAAAGGAGAACGAAGCAAGUCUGUUGUCUAGAAAAAUCACUUUAGUUAGGCUAAUUCUUCUCAAAAUCACCCUUGCUGCCAUUGAUACAAGUAAAGGUAUUAACAUGAGCAACAUAGUUAUUGUUAGUGUUCGCUCGGCUCGUACAACUUUUCCACUAUUUGUUGCAUUUGAGACUUCGUUUUUUGAGCCAAUUUUGAUUUUUAUUAUCAUGUAAACAUUUAGAAGGAUUAUUAGACAGCUUAUUAGGGUUGAUAGGAAAAUGUGGAUCAUAUUUGGGAUCGGCUGAAAAAAAUCACAAUUUUCCUCGAAUAUAUAAGAAUCUUAUCUUACAUUAUCAUGAAGAAGAUUUGAACUGAUUUUAACAGCUCCGAAUUGAAAAGGUUCAUCGAGUUGAACACAAUAACCGAUUCCGAGAGAAAAAGGAAUACAGACUAGAAAUCCCAGAAUUAGAAGAAUUGGUCGACAAAUUGACAUUGCUCUUUGACAUGUCUGCAAAAAUUAGGAUGAUUUUUGAUUUCUUCUCAGUUUUGUUUUUAAUCAAAAAGUUUAUUUGUUUUUUCUGCGCCUUGCAGAAAUCAGUGUUCACAUUGCGUAAUUAAUUUUUCUUGUUCAAAAAACCAGAAAAAAUUCAUAUUUCUAGCGUUAUUUCAAAGAUCUUCUUACGUAUUCAUGACUUUUCGGCGAUGACAGAAUCAAAACUCGAAUUCCGCAAAACAGCAAAGUAUAAAAAUGAGCAAUGUAGAUCAUAGAAAAAUGAAUUCCAUAAAAAUAUUCCAAAAUAUUCCUCGAAAUAUCUAAAGUUGCACAAUAAGAUGUCAUAAUUGAUGUAAAUGGAAUGCGAAUUGUUGGAAAAUCUGACAAAAUAUACAAGCAAUUCCAAAUUUGAGAUAAAAUGAAUGAGCGAAACACUUGUGGUUGAAGAAUUGUUUGUUUUUUAUAUUCAAAUGUAUAAGUAUACAUUUUUAGAGUUAGGAUAAAUGAAGGCAUAAAACAUAGAAAUGUUAAAAUUGUUAUUGUCGUAAUAUAAUCAAAAUUGUACUUGAAAUCCUCAUAAAUUCUAAGACCAUUGAUAAUUUUAUUAUUGUAAAGGCUUCGGUUCCCCAUAGAAAAAUAGAAAAUUGUCAGAAAAACUAUGUAGAUUAAUCAGUUUUCAAUUAAGAAGAAAAAACGUUUUCACAUGGAAAAUUAAUUUUUUGUUCCUUUUUACAGAUUUGUUUUCGAGCAACAGGAGCAACUGCAAACAUCUGUUGAGUCGAGAAAUCUGAAAAUCGAUUUACCUACAGUAAAAUCUGAAUAUGAGCAAUGGUUUGAAGUUUAUGAACAAUGGAAAAACGCAGGAGAUAAAGAAACACAGACACAACUGAAAAAAGAAUUGAGAGCUAAAAAGGAUGGGCUCCUAAAUGCAUUAUCACUUCCAAAUAUGAUUCAUCAUGCCGGACACAAACAACCACCGAUUUUGAAACCUUCGAGUUAGUGAAAUUAUUUUAAAAUCAUACUUGAAGUUCCUAUUUUUCUUUUCUUCCAGAUCAUGCUCAAUAUUUGGCUCAACAAGGAUUAAUGCGAAUCGAUAAACAAAAUCAUGUGAUUCAUUUAGUUGGAUUUCCAGUUGUUGUUCAGAAAAUGAUAAAGGAUCAAUUGACUGAACUUUUUGCUGAAUCUCAAUUGAUUUCGGGAUCGUUUUUUGCACGUGCGGCUGUUGUUGAAGCAUUGAAUCUGGACAAGGAAUUGUUGACUGAAUUUACCGAUGGAAGUAAUCAUUUUCCGGUUACUUAUUUGGGUGAGUUUUGAAUGGAAAAUUAGAAUUUUGAAAAUUCAAAGAAUUUCAAGAAUUAUUGAUCAGAAUCAAAAUGUUGGGAUUUUUUUGAUCGAAAAAAGAGGCAUUCGAAAAUUUCGAAAAAGUCCUAUAUUCCCCCUAAAAAUCCUUUUUUUCAGUUGGUACCUCAUUGGCUUCGCUGAUUUCUCCAUUCAUCAAAUCAUCAUUCAGUGAGAAAAACAACACGUGGCCAAUAAGUGUUCAAUCAUCCGGUUCUGCAUAUUUCCCUGUCAAAAAUGAAGUUGAUUUGAUAAAUUCAAGACAACGUCUACGACACUCCGCAUUGACGAUGACGAAAACGGCGGAGGAACUUGAUGUUUUAAUAAAUGAAACAAAUGUUCGAAUUGGUGCAUAUUUAGAUGAAGGAUUGAAUUUAGAAGUAAAAGUUCGAGAAGUUCGAGGAAAUGAAUUGAGAAAUUAUGAAUCGCAAGCAUUUGUUGUCGAAAAUCGAGGAUUGAUUUUGUCGAGAAUUUCAAGAUGCGAUGAUUAUAUUUCGAAAAGAUUGAAUAUUGUGCAAGGCGAAAACAAUGAAUUCGUCCAAAUGAUUUAUGUCGAAACUGAUAUUGAUCGAAUUAUUGCGAGACUUGUUGAUGAUUUAAUUGAUGGAAAAGAACCACCCAAACAUUUACGGGAUGCUAUUAAACGAUCUUAUUAG
This is a messenger RNA of Caenorhabditis angaria, 4447 nucleotides long. The record is from the annotation of a GenBank genome assembly. NCBI's taxonomy places the organism in Eukaryota, Metazoa, Nematoda, Chromadorea, Rhabditida, Rhabditidae.